AUGAAGCAACAAGCUAAGACGAAAACUGAUCGUUUACAAAUUAUCGAAUUGACGACAGCAUCCAAGAAAUGCAGAGGAGCACGCGGUCUGGAUGAGAAGGAAAACAUCUGCACAAUUUCAAAGAAGGGACAGGGCGCCUGUGUGGGGGAUUCGGGUGGACCACUCGUGGCGAAGGAAACCAAGAAGCUAAUCGGCGUAGUGUCUUGGGGUGUUCCCUGCGCUUAUGGGAGCCCCGAUGUCUACACAAAUGUCUAUGCCUACAGGGAUUGGAUAGAGAAGCACGUGAAGUGA
Messenger RNA from Leptosia nina, 291 nucleotides. The record is from the annotation of a GenBank genome assembly. Lineage: Eukaryota; Metazoa; Arthropoda; Insecta; Lepidoptera; Pieridae.